Messenger RNA from Bathycoccus prasinos, 696 nucleotides. RefSeq lists its product with no specific name. NCBI's taxonomy places the organism in Eukaryota, Viridiplantae, Chlorophyta, Mamiellophyceae, Mamiellales, Bathycoccaceae. The record is from RefSeq and is a predicted model, not a curated record. Bases 1 to 696 code for a protein of 231 amino acids. The transcript has a single exon.
AUGACGAUGACGCAAUCGUCCUCGUUUUCCCUCAUGAAGGCUCCCGCGAGUUUUUGCAACGCGAAACAACAAAAACAUAAACAUCAAAGGAAGGAGAUAAAAAGAAAUUUUUGCGUCCCCGUCAGCAGCACGAUUCUCGUGAAGGAAAACGACGACGAGACAUCGAAACCAACGACGACGAGAAGAAGAGACGCGGUCCUUUUGGCAUCGUCCGCCGUGUUCUACGCGUUGCCGUCUUUCGCGUUCGGAGGUGGGAAAAAAGAAGAGAAACCAGACCCGACCGCGGCGAAGAACGCGAAGAAAGCUGCCAUUUUGGCUGCCGCGAGAGCGAAAGCGGAAGGGCAAGCCGCGAAACAACAAGCGAUAUCGCAAGAAGAGUCGGAAGCGCCGAAGAAGGAGUUACAAUCGGCGGCGUUUUUUGAUGCCAGCAAUUCAGGCGCAGGGGUGAGAGGUGGAGGCGCGGAUGCGAGCAACACGUACGAGGUCGUGAAAGAGGCCGAACCGGCGGCUCCGGCGCCGUCUGAACCGGCGGCGACGACUCCGCCAGAAGCGCCCGCCGAAGCGGAGGAAUCCGGAGGCUUCAGCUUACCGUCCGUCAGCUUACCGUCCGUCAGCUUACCGUCCGUCAGCUUACCGUCCGUCAGCUUACCGUCCGUCAGCUUACCGUCCGUCAGCUUGCCGAAGUUGCCGUUUUAA